Molecule: messenger RNA, 2005 nt
Organism: Aplysia californica (California sea hare)
Lineage: Eukaryota; Metazoa; Mollusca; Gastropoda; Aplysiida; Aplysiidae
Product: dolichol-phosphate mannosyltransferase subunit 1
Biological process (GO): GPI anchor biosynthetic process; protein O-linked glycosylation via mannose
Cellular component (GO): endoplasmic reticulum membrane
Molecular function (GO): dolichyl-phosphate beta-D-mannosyltransferase activity
Source: RefSeq, a predicted model, not a curated record
UGGUUUUGACUUUGAAAUCAUAGUAAUAGAUGAUGGUAGUCCUGAUGGAACUCUGGAUGUUGCGAAGGAGUUGCAGCGUAUCUACGGGGAGAACAGAAUUGUUUUGAGACCAAGAGAAAAAAAACUUGGAUUAGGGACCGCUUACAUACAUGGCAUCAAACAUGCCACUGGGAACUUCAUCUUUAUCAUGGAUGCUGAUCUUUCUCAUCACCCAAAGUUCAUUCCAGAAUUCAUCAAGAAACAAAAGGACGGCAAUCUUGAUGUGGUCACCGGGACGAGAUAUGUGGGCAGUGGUGGUGUCUUUGGAUGGGACGUCAAAAGGAAGUGUAUCAGUCGUGGAGCAAACUACUUAACUCAAGUCCUCCUGCGUCCCGGUGUGUCAGAUCUGACCGGCAGCUUCAGACUGUACCGCAAACCAGUGCUGGAGAAGCUCAUCAACUCGUGCGUCUCCAAAGGAUACGUCUUUCAGAUGGAAAUGAUGGUUCGUGCCAGACAGUUUGGUUACAGUAUCGGAGAAGUGCCCAUCUCCUUUGUUGACAGAGUGUACGGAGAGUCCAAGCUGGGAGGCAGCGAGAUCAUCGGAUUCUUGAAAGGAGUUUUAUAUUUAUUUGCUACUACCUAGUUGUGCGGUUUUUUGUUUAAUAUGUGAAAACAGUAUGGAUGAGGGUAAAUAUCAAAAACAAAUGUAACUACAGUUAUGCCUGGGUAUAAUGUACUCUUUUUAAAACGUACCCCUCUUUCUGAAGUCUUGAAUCCCAUUUUUAGUAUUUUUACUCUUUAAAAGCUAUGUCUAAAACGUACUUGCGUAAAACCUACUAUAGCAUUCACUUUUCAGGGAUUGAAGUGAUAAAAAAUUGGUGUUCAACUUACAACGUGCAUUGUGAGAAUGAAGAAAAAUUACCAAAAGUGUGGAAGUUUUAACCUAUUCAGGAAUGCAACAUAAGCAGCUACAGUGAGAAGGCGAGUUUUUGCAAGUAGGCUACAUGUCAGUUUUGCCCUCAGUGGAUGCCUGCUUCCUCGCCCUCCUCUUUCUUUCUCUCCCUCACACACGCACACAUGUGCAAGCAUGGGCGUUUCCAAAUCCUUUCCUUUCCCCCUACUCCAGUCACCAACCAACUUGUCGGCUCAGCAAAAAAGAAACCCUGAUGUAACAUUGUAAAGAAAGUUGGCGUUCUGUUUGAUCAGCACCAUCACCAUUAGGAUUUCGUCGUGCUUGCAUGUCUAUGUCACUUUGAUUUGAAAUGAAGAAAAAUAUUAAAACAAAACAAUAGCAUUAAAAAAUACUGAAAAAGUUAAAAUCUACACUUUUCAAUUUCGACAAUUAGCUAUCCAGAUCCAUGGGUGCCACCUCCACACACACACACACACACACACACACACACACACACACACACACACACACACACCAUCCCACCCCCCACCCCCCUUCCUGCAAUAAAGUGGAUGAAUAUUGCUAAGUAGCUUCCUCAGUCACCACCUUUUUUGGGCUAGUACAUACGUCCGCUAAGUUCAAAAUCUCGGGUUUGAAGGGAGUACGUUAUAGCCUACAAAGGUUUUAUUGUAAUUACAAUUGUUGAACUCUUUGUUGGUGCCAUACACAUAAUUCUAUGAAAACUUAAGCAAGACUUGAUGAUGUCGUUCAGUUGUCUCAGGUGAAAUUGUACAAGUAAAAGUAUAGCUCAGGAAAUGUCCUUCUCCUUCAUACUUUUACCUAUGUGAUGCCAUGUUCCCAGAGGGGCUACUCAAGAUUGGAGUGUUCAUGGUGUUGAUACUUUUUAGUCAUCUUUAUUGGAAAGUUUUUUGUUUUUAUUUGAGAUUAAAAGUCUCGAGGUCUGUUUCAGAAUUCUGUGGUAUGCUUGUCUUUGGAGAUUGUGGAGGGAAUGUCUUGAAUUCUCCAAGAUGUAAAUGUUUACAAUGAUUCAAUGUAAGUUUGAUGUUUUAAUAAUUGUCAGUGCUGUACUGUCUACCAUGCUUUACUUGACAAGAUUGACAAAACAAAAAACUA